Messenger RNA from Corvus hawaiiensis (hawaiian crow), 3501 nucleotides. It is a transcript of the gene PRKG2, whose product is annotated as protein kinase cGMP-dependent 2. The transcript has 19 exons. The record is from RefSeq and is a predicted model, not a curated record. NCBI's taxonomy places the organism in Eukaryota, Metazoa, Chordata, Aves, Passeriformes, Corvidae. The coding region runs from base 138 to 2594 and encodes 818 amino acids. Gene Ontology annotation, biological process: protein phosphorylation. Gene Ontology annotation, molecular function: cGMP-dependent protein kinase activity; ATP binding.
GCAUCCCCGGCCACCCGUGACGGGCAGCGGGAGCGGGUUCGUGCCCAGCCCGGCUCCGCGGGAGCAGCGCUCCGUCCCUGCCGCCGCCAGCCCGCCCUGGCUCCGGGGCCAGCCGGGCACGCAGGUGUCUGGACAAAAUGGGGAAUGGAUUAGUGAAACCCAAGCACCUGAGGCAGCCAAAUAGGCAUGUGGCAAACCUUGCUAUUGGCUGUGCUGCCAGCCACAAGUUUCUGAUGGACCCAUGCCUAGGCAUCAAUGUGAUCAAUGGGCAAGCUGAUGUCCUCUGCAGCAAGGUACUUGAACUGGAAAAGGAGCUGAAGAGAAAAGAUCAGCAGUUGCAAGAGAGUCAAAGCCAUGUUGCUGAGCUUCAGUCACAGCUGGCUAUGCAGACGAAGGUCAUAGCAGAACUCACCAAGGAGCUUCAGAGCAAGUGCAUACAGUUGAACAAGCUGCAGGAUGUUGUUAGGACUCAAGGAGAGCACUUUCUUCAGCCUUCUCCAUUUAAAGUUUCUGCUGAUAGGAGGAGAGGAGCCAAGGAAGGUGUAUCUGCAGAGCCAACAACACGACUGUGUGAUUCGAGCAGGCAAACUAUGUUUUCCCUUGAAAAAGCAACAGUCCGAAAGGAUUCCAGUGAGAAGAAGCUUAUCACAGAUGCCCUGAAUAAAAACCAGUUCUUGAAGAGACUGGAGCCUCACCAGACACGAGACAUGGUGGAAUGUAUGUAUGAGAGGACGUUCCAGCAAGGCAGCUACGUCAUCAGACAGGGAGAACCAGGCAACCACAUUUUUGUGCUCAAAGAGGGAAGUCUGGAAGUCUUUCAGCAGAAUAAACUACUCUCCUCAAUACCUGUGUGGACAGCAUUUGGUGAACUGGCCAUUUUAUACAACUGCACACGGACAGCUUCUGUGAAAGCAAUCACUAACGUUAAAACAUGGGCAUUGGACAGAGAAGUGUUUCAAAAUAUCAUGAGAGUAACUGCACAGACCAGACAAGAGCAAUACAGAAACUUCCUUAGAAGUGUGUCCCUGCUGAAAAACUUACCUGAAGAUAAAUUAACCAAGAUCAUGGACUGUCUGGAAGUGGAGUACUAUGUGAAGGGAGAUUACGUUAUUCGGGAAGGAGAAGAAGGAAACACCUUCUUUAUAAUAGCAAAAGGAAGGGUGAUAGUUACCCAGAGUACUGCAGACCAUUCACAGCCUCAAGUGAUUAAAAAUCUACACAAAGGAGAUUACUUUGGAGAAAAGGCUCUCAUUAGCGAUGACGUCAGAUCAGCAAACGUUAUUGCAGAUGAGUACAACGUGGAGUGCCUCGUUAUAGACAGAGAGACAUUUAAUCAAACAGUUGGAACUUAUGAGGAGCUGCAAACUUACCUGGAAGGUUAUGUGGCUAAUCUGACCCAGGCUGAUGAAAAGCGACAUGCAAAAGGAAGAUCCUUCUGUGGACAGUUGACCAAAGAGGUGUCUUUGGAGAUGAUAGAGCUGAAGGAGAAAGUAGCCCAGUUCCCUCCUUCCCCAUUCCAGAAUUUAGAAGUUGUCACAACUCUGGGUGUUGGUGGGUUCGGAAGGGUUGAGCUUGUUAAAGUGAAAAAUGAGAAUAUGGCUUUUGCAAUGAAAUGUAUAAAGAAGAAACACGUAGUGGACACCAAACAACAGGAGCAUAUUUAUUCUGAGAAGAAAAUCCUCGAGCAGAUAUGUUCUCCAUUCAUUGUAAAACUGUACCGCACAUUCAAGGAUAACAAGUAUGUGUACAUGCUCCUGGAGGCUUGCCUUGGAGGGGAAUUGUGGAGCUUGCUGAGAGACAGAGGCAGCUUUGAUGAAUUCACCACCAAGUUUUGUGUUGGGUGUGUGACAGAGGCUUUUGACUAUCUACAUCAAAUAGGAAUUAUCUACAGAGACCUGAAGCCAGAAAACUUAAUUUUGGAUGCUGAAGGAUAUAUAAAACUGGUUGAUUUUGGAUUUGCAAAGAAGAUUGGAUCAGGGCAGAAAACCUGGACGUUUUGUGGAACCCCUGAGUAUGUUGCCCCUGAAGUCAUUCUGAGUAAAGGCCAUGACUUCAGUGUGGAUUUUUGGUCCCUUGGGAUUCUUGUAUAUGAACUCCUCACUGGCAGCCCACCAUUCUCUGGGGCUGAUCAAAUGAUGACAUACAAUUUGAUUCUCAAAGGCAUUGAAAAGCUGGAUUUUCCUAAAAUAAUAACAAGGAGACCUGAGGAUUUGAUCCGCAGACUGUGCAGGCAAAACCCCACAGAAAGAUUAGGCAAUUUGAGGAAUGGAAUAAAUGACAUCAAGAAGCACAGUUGUCUGGACCGACUGAUUACAGCUACUUUGACAGCUAUCCGCCUGAAGUGGGAAGCCCUCCAGAUGAACUUUCAGGCUGGGACAAGGAUUUCUGAUCAUUUUUCCUUCUGGAACAUUUCUAGAGACUCGGAAAAAAUGCAGAUGGAUAUUGUGCAUUUGUGGCUUAUACAGAAAAAUUCUUCUGCUCUGUGUUAUGAACCCCAACUGCUGUUGAAACAAGGAUAUUCCUCGGUUUCAUGCUGGGCUUAUGGGAUGGAUGCAUCUGCAGCCACUGCUUGGAUAUAUUUCAGCUCCUGCUGAGACCAAGUUCAAUCUAAAUUUCCAUACUGAAGCUGCUGCAGCAUUACUGCAUUUCACACGCUGGAUGGAAAACCUCCGGGGCAACUUCUACUGUGUGCUCAGGGUUUAGUUACCCAUGACCACUGGAUCGUCUCCCUAGCUGCUGGUCAUGACUUUUCCCACUGGGAAGGGGAAAAUGAGGGACAGAAUGCCACAGGGGCAGUUCUAUGGUUUGUUACAUGGUUAUAAUUAUUUUUCACUGGUGGGUGACCAUCGCUUUGACAGCAAAUCAAUUUAAAUAUUUCGUAUAACCUUCAGCCUGAAUAAGGCAAUAGAAUAUUUUCCACUGAAUUUAAUGAAGGUUGGAUUGAGUCCUUGAAAGAAGACACUACACAUUUAGCUGGUUUUGCUUCUCUGCCUGUUUGCAAAUUAUUAUGGAAACUUGCAGCCAGCAAAGUCUGUGCAAAGUGGUGGUAACACAAUCAGAGAGGGUGGAGCAGAGGCUGUAAGCUGGGACUGUAGAUGCUUGCAACUUAACUUUGUUUAGCAAUACCAAAGACUAAAUUUUAUUUUCAGGAUUUAGACAAAGCACUAGACGUUAGGUAUUUGUGUUUCUCCGUGCAUCUGUCUUUCUCUUAUAAAUAUUUUUAUUACAGUCAAUAUAAUAUUGUGCCAAGUUUUAUAAAAAGCUUUUGAAUGUAUUUUUCCAUUGUAUUUGUAUGUAGUUUCCUUAUUUAUUUAUAUAUAUACACACAUAUAUAUAUAAAUAAUGGGGGAGAUAUAUAUAUGUUUUUUAAGUGAAGAAAUAUCUGUAUGAUAAGUUUAGUGCAGUUAGCAUUAAGUCUGUGCAGCUGUAGGAUACAUUUCCUUUAUAAAGUUCAACUUAGCUUGUUUAUUUGUGUGCAAAUAAAGUAAGCUUACAAUGUAA